Saccostrea echinata is the source of this 1089-nucleotide messenger RNA. Its product is annotated as trypsin-2-like. Gene Ontology annotation, molecular function: serine-type endopeptidase activity. Lineage: Eukaryota; Metazoa; Mollusca; Bivalvia; Ostreida; Ostreidae. The record is from RefSeq and is a predicted model, not a curated record. The transcript has 7 exons. Gene Ontology annotation, biological process: proteolysis. Bases 1 to 927 code for a protein of 308 amino acids.
AUGAAGGUUGUCGAUUUUCUUUUCGCUUUUUUUCUGGGAUUCCAAAUUGUGAAAGGCGAUAACCAUAUUUUGUCACGAGUUCGUCGUAUCAUCGGAGGGAAAUCCCUGGAGGAUGGAGAAGCGCCAUAUCUUGUCUUUGUCGCUGGAGGCCUCACAGUGACCCGUGGCAGGCGAAGCAUAUUCAAUUCUUUCAGGAGAAGAGGGGACUUUGAUCUGGACUCCCCGGAGCAGUGGUGCACUGGAAGUCUUAUAAAUAAGCGAUGGGUAUUGACUUCAGCACAUUGCUUCGAUGGAGAAACUGAAUUGGGCCGUAGUUUCAAAGAUCCUGAAUUGUGGAAAAUAAAGAUGGGAUCAGUUACUUUAAAGAAAUCAAGUGGCGGAUUAUCAUGGAUGAAUAGACUUACAUGGUUCAAGAAAACCUCUGACAAAGCAGCAAAAUCUGUAGAUGUAGAUAGAAUUAUCAUACAUCCAGGAUACAAUGAAGAUUUAAGUGAAGGCAAGGACGAUAUUGCAGUUGUUCGACUUUCUGACGACGUAUCCUUCGGGCCAGAUGUUCAGGAAACGAUUCUCAACUCUGACCACAGUUAUCCCCCGGAUGGGACAGAGUGUUCGGCGCAAGGGUGGGGCUGUAGCAGAUCAGGUGGAUCAGCAAGCAACGAAGCCCGUAUGGUGGACCUCCCCAUAUACGAUUCGGAUAGUUGCGGAGAUGUGUUUGACCUACGAUAUACUUUUUGUGCUGGGUACUUCAAUCGUAACAAAGGAAUAUGUCCCGGCGACAGUGGUGGACCUCUUAUAUGCAAGAGGGAUGGAAAUUUAGUCCAAGUUGGAGUAGCAUCCCUCGCUAACGAACACGAUCCAGGAAACUAUCCCGCUAUCUAUGUACGGGUGUCUACUUAUUUGGAUUGGAUACGGAGUUACACUGGAUGACGUGCAUGUACUCGCCUUGUCUUUAUAAUGUCAUAUAAAGCAUUCUGUUCAUAAAGUCAGAUACAUAAUACAACUUUCAACAUCAAUUUUUUUUUUUUAAAAUCUGAAAUAAUAUUUGAAAUAUAUACUAGACAUUUUCAUUACAAGUAUCUAAAUACUGUU